This is a messenger RNA of Mercurialis annua (annual mercury), 919 nucleotides long. RefSeq names its product phospholipase A2-alpha. Gene Ontology annotation, molecular function: A2-type glycerophospholipase activity; calcium ion binding. Bases 155 to 649 code for a protein of 164 amino acids. The transcript is spliced from 5 exons. Lineage: Eukaryota; Viridiplantae; Streptophyta; Magnoliopsida; Malpighiales; Euphorbiaceae. Gene Ontology annotation, biological process: phospholipid metabolic process; lipid catabolic process; arachidonate secretion. The record is from RefSeq and is a predicted model, not a curated record.
AAGCAUUUCACGAGGCAUUACAAGACAAACCUCAACCUCCAUGCUUUCUUUUCUAAAUCUAAUAUUAUGUUCUCUUAUUAUUUUCAGUAGCAAGCCAUAAAAUCAGAACCUUUUGGGCAAAACCAAGCUUCAUUCUCCCUCAUUUUUCUAAAAAAUGGCAAACCUAAUUAACCAGUCCUUCAAUUAUGUUAUCUUGUCUACUUUGCUUCUUUUCUUUUCUUCUAUUUCUGUUGAUGCCCUUAACAUUGGCGUCCAAGCAACUGAUGCAGCAGUCACUUUGAGUAAAGAAUGCAGUAGGAAAUGCGAGUCUGAGUUCUGCUCAGUGCCUCCAUUUUUGAGAUAUGGGAAGUACUGUGGACUGCUAUACAGUGGAUGUCCAGGGGAGAAACCAUGUGAUGGGCUUGAUGCUUGUUGUAUGAAUCAUGAUGCCUGUGUUCAAGCUAAAAACAAUGACUAUCUAAGCCAAGAAUGCAGCCAAAAUUUCAUAAACUGCAUGGGAAAUUUCAAGAAGACAGGAGGACAUACUUUCAAAGGAAACAAAUGUGAUGUUAAUGAUGUUAUUGAUGUUAUUUCUUUAGUCAUGGAUGCUGCUUUGCUUGCUGGUACCAAGCCAAACCUACUGUCGUGCAUAUUCCUCGUCUCAAAGUAGAUCUCUGGGACGAUGAGACGAACCCAUCUUGUCGAAGAGAAUAAGCGUUGACGGUUCGGAUGGUCAUUUUGGUCGAAGAUGGUGGUGGUUGAAACAAAGAAGAAGAAGAAAAAAUAAAAUAUGUUUAAUUGGAAAGUUCAAAAAGAUUCUGUUGACAUCGGCCCAAAAACAUAGCUAUCGAGUGAUGGGCUGCCAAGGAAGAGAACAUAAUGGGCUGUAAUGGGAUCGGGCCCAUAUUAGCUAUUUCUAUUAUUGCUUUUUUUAUUUUUA